Molecule: messenger RNA, 3204 nt
Organism: Meleagris gallopavo (turkey)
Lineage: Eukaryota; Metazoa; Chordata; Aves; Galliformes; Phasianidae
Gene: TMEM64
Product: transmembrane protein 64
Biological process (GO): regulation of cytosolic calcium ion concentration; positive regulation of bone resorption; positive regulation of osteoclast differentiation
Cellular component (GO): endoplasmic reticulum
Source: RefSeq, a predicted model, not a curated record
GGCUGGCGCUGCUCCUGCUGCCUGCUGGGCACCUGCUGGUGCAAGAGCUGCCUCAGCGUGUGCGUCCUAGCGGCCCUGUGCUUCGCCUCGCUGGCCCUGGUGCGCCAGUACCUGCGCGACCUGCUCCUGUGGGCGGAGAGCCUGGACAGUCUGGCCGGCGUGCUGCUCUUCACCAUGGGCUUCAUCGUCGUGUCCUUCCCCUGCGGCUGGGGCUACAUCCUGCUCAACGUGGCCGCCGGCUACCUCUACGGCUUCGUGCUGGGCAUGGGGCUGAUGGUGCUGGGCGUCCUCGUCGGCACCUUCGUGGCGCACGUGGCCUGCCGACGGCUGCUGGCCCGCUGGGCGCUGGACAGGAUCCAGGGCAGCACGACGCUCAGCGCCGUCGUCCGCGUGGUGGAGGGCGGCAGCGGGCUCAAGGUGGUGGCCCUGGCGCGCCUGACGCCCAUCCCCUUCGGGCUGCAGAACGCCGUCUUCGCGGUUACAGAUCUGUCGCUGCCCAACUACCUGAUGGCUUCUUCAGUUGGGCUGCUUCCUACUCAGCUCCUGAACUCAUACUUGGGAACUACCUUGCGCACCAUGGAGGAUGUGAUUGCAGAACAAAGUGUUAGUGGCUAUUUUAUAUUCAGUUUACAGAUUGUUAUAAGCAUAGGACUUAUGUUUUAUGUUGUUCACCGAGCUCAAGUGGAACUGAAUGCAGCUAUUGUAGCGUGUGAGAUGGAGAUGAAGACAUCUCUUGUUAAAGACUGCCAGCCAAGCAUCAGCGGUUCAACAACGUACUGCAACAAAAGGACAGUGGCGUUCUCUGGGGGAGGUGUCAAUAUUGUGUGAUUUCAAGUAUUAAUAAAAUAAGGUUUUUGUGAACCGAAGCUAUUGCCUAGAAAUGUCUAUGGACAAUUCAACUAGCUUUUAAAAUAAUAUUUCAGAUGGUUACAGGUUGUACUAUGGCACAAACCAACUGACCAGCUCUUGAAUUGCACACGGGGUGACUUCGAGCAAGAAAAGUAACACGGUGAAGUAACUUGAGAUGUAAAUGCAAGUUUGGCUGCACCUUUGGUCAUUUAUUAUGCCUAUCAUGGCCUGUAGUCUGCACUUUAGUUUUUUUUCUUUGUUCCUAUAAACAGAAAAAUGCUUCUAUAAACUGAGAAAAGUAGCACAGAGGUAAAUAUUUUUCUGCUUAGCAUUAUUUAUAAGGCUGAAUAAUUAUAUACAGUAGAACUUUAUUACUGAUAAAGAUGAAUGAGAAAGUAUGCAGUUCUAUGUACAGUAUUCUUGAAUGUGCUUUUGCUUCCAGUCCUUGGAGUGUAUUAUUUUGGUAACGGUGGGACCAUUUGGCUUUUCCUUCAUUUUUGAUUUCAGGGGUUGAGGGUGGGGAGAGAACCCUAUAUAAAUUUUUGGUUGAAUGUAUUUUUGUAAGUCACUGAAAAUGUUGCAGAGCCAUGCAUAUGUAGUCACACAAGCUUAAAUCCUACAUGGUGGGACUGAAGUGCUCUUAAAUAACAUUUUAAGUUACACUGUGUAAUAUGCAAAGGAAAAGGGAAAGUGCAGAUGUUAUAAUAGAUUGCAGUGAGGAGCUUCUGUUUGAAGGAAACUUCAAGAAUUAACCAGCUGUUGCAUUGGUUUUACCACCUUGGUGAUUGUAACAAAGGGCUGUUCCAUGUUAAUCCUAUUUAUAAAUAGUUUAAUUGGAAUGGUGUUUUUCAGCUCACAUGCCUGCAUAUAAUAAGGCUUCCAGACCAGGGAGCUAAAUCUCUCCCUCAAAUACAAAAUGAGAUAAUAGCAGACUAAUCUUACAUGAAGGUGGCCUUUAUUUUGUAAGUGAAUCCCUCCCUCCCGUUAAGAAGCUUUAAAAAUCAGUUGAUAUGUUUUUUUUCUACAAGUUUUACAUUUUUUUAAAGAUGCAAUCUAUUAUAAAUUUCAUCAGAGUGAAGAAAUGAGAACUAGGGGUUUUCUUUGGAAAAAUAAAUAGUAAUGUCUCUGAGGCUCAGGAAUUCUGACUCCAUUUUUGCAAGACAACACUGUAUUAGAUAACGCUCCUUUUACAUGUGCUAUGGACUGUUUUUUCACUGCAUUUGAACAGACUAGAUAACCUGAUAGUAUUUUGUGUGUGUAUGUGUGUGUAUGUUUGUGCAGGUAAAAGGAAAACAACAGCACCUGAAGGUGACAUCUUGUAUGUGUGUUUUCUGUAGAUACACAUGCCAACAUUCAAUUGCUCAAACAACCACGAGUCAUCUGAUACAGAAACGAUGCAAUGUAUUGCUUAUUUUGUAUUUAUUUUGUGUAAGAUUUAUAGGAUGCUUUCAGUCUUCAAGACUGUGUUAUUUUCUAACAGAACACAACUGUGCCUCCUUCUUGUAAGGCUGUUUGUAGGGUCCAAGCAUUCUUGCCUUGUGACGUAUAGCAGGAGAGCAGCAAGUCUUCAAGGUAGUUGGGAAGCAGAGAUUUGAUAGCCUUUGGCAGUCUUACUGCGAGGAUGUACGGUAACUCGACAGCUAAGCAGUCCUUGGUAGUGAAGUUCAGUUUUGCUCUUCAAAUGCUUAUCCUUUGUGGACAGCUGUUCAUGGGUCUUGCGACCUAAGGAACCAAACAAGUUACGUAACAAUGUUCAGAUUGUCUCCUCUUUUAUCAUUUUUAUUUCGUUUGUUUGUUCUUUUUAAAGGCAAUCCGCAUAUACCUGGAAGUGUUCAUUUACACAUCUCUGCCUCUGACAGCUCCUGUGUGAAAACAAGAGAGCCAGAUAACUUUUUGAUGGCGUUAUUGUCAUCGUAGUAUGAUUGAGCCCUUCCUUAACUAAACAUUUAAAAUGUGUUUUAUUUCUUGAAACAGAACGAUCCUUGAAUAAAUGUUCCAAACUUUGCUCUAUCUUGCUAAAUCAACAAUAGUGUUUUCAAGAGGUUAUCUCUUCUUGUUUUUGUUUUGUUUUGUUUUUUUUUUUUAAACUAACUUAAGGUCGUGUUGUUUAUUAAAGAACAUUUCCCAAAUAUGUAUUUUGAAAUGCUUUUAUUUCCAUGACACUUUGUAACAAGAGUAACUUCACUAUAUGAACACUUUUGUAGUAUGGAAAUAGUUCUUAAACCUUUUGCAUUUUGCUUGAUACUUGUAAAAUUUGUGUACAAGUCAAUGGGAAAUGUGCAUUAAAAGGAACUUUUCUGUACCAUGCCAACCAUAAUUUUAUACAAUAAAUUUACUCAAAUUUCUUUAAAAAAA